ACCCCACCGCCAAGGAUCAGCUGACGCCAUAAACACAACAUGCUUCCCUGCAGUGCAGCAAAUAUCUCUCGGUGUGUGUUUAGUCGCCGCUCUUCUAUCUACACCACAAGGCAAUGAACUCUUUUGAAACCUUGUCAUUCUCAACAUAAACACGUCUCCCAACAUUAGUACUAGUGCAGUCAUCGGGGAGGAUAAAGACGCUUCACGCAAACUGCAAUUACAAUCAAGAAGACGAACAGUGUGAUGAAGAACUGGACUUUUGUUCAUGAGUUUGAUAACGGUACAGAGUACUUGCCAGGAUUUAAUUUACUCGUGUUUGUAAGGUCCUAAAUGCUUAACGAUAUGGCAUACCAGACGGUAAAAACGUCCCGUGAAGAUUACUUGGGAAGGCUGAAACGUUUCAUACAGUCGUCAAGUGAUGUAGUCAAGAAAUUUUCCUUAGAGAUGGGCUGGAGAUCAUCACUCGACAGAGCCAUGUCACAGCCAGAAGAAUCAUCAUCAUUUAAUUGUACUCGGCGUCGCUGGUCAUCUGGAAAGGGUAUGAAUACACAAAUGCACAAUGAGUACAGUGCUGAGCCUUUCCUGCCUUCAGACUUUGUCUCCUCAGCAUCCAACAUUGUCACUAUUGAUGCAGACAAGCAAAGAAAUCUACUAAUGCCAUUCAGACAGACAGGUUAUGAAGACACUCGCCAGCCUCCAUCAUCUGCAGGGGAGCUGAUGGUCAAUUUCUCAAGAGAGGAGCGGUUGGCCAUGUAUGAAUAUUCUUUACAAAAUGCUUCAUCAGUGGCAGUACCACCAGAAAUUCUUCCACUGGAAACAUUAGCUCCUGUAGAUAAUCAACCAAAAGGACUGUCAGAGCUAGAGCUAAAACAGGCAUUGCGAGACUUCAAACGUCGCCGCCAAGCUUACAGAACAAAGGUCUCUACAAAGAACAAAAGUCAAACCCAGGUUACUCGAGAAAUUAUCCACAACAUGAUGGUUAUUCUUGGUGCAGAAGAAUUGGACACUGAAACUCCCAAAUAUUCUGUUGCCUCAGUAAAUUUGCUUGAACAUAAUUGUAGUCAGAAAAAUAUCGAAGUCAAAAACAAUUUUGCAGCAGAGUCAAAGUUUAUGCCCAGAGAUAAAAAUGAAACCAACAACAUUAGGUCUAGUGCAGAAAAAGAUACAAAAUCUAACAGGCCAAAUGAAUUAAAAUUUGGAUGGAGAGACCAUGAAAAUCAUAAGUGUAGAAGCAAAAGAUGGAAGCAUGAAAAACACUAUGAUAUACUAUGUAAUAGCCACCUAAAAAAUCACUUUACAUGUGAAAAGGAAUAUGAAAAAGAGAGCCAAAAAUGGAGUAAAAAUGAAAGAAGUAGGAAGCAUGAAGCAAUGUUUAACAAAGAUAAUUGUACAGACAAAAAAUAUCUACCAAGAGGUAAAAAAUAUAAAAUUGGAGUGGGAAAAUGUGAGAAAGCAUAUAAGGCAGUAGCAUGUAGAUACAAUGAUAAUGAAAAAAAUGAAAAAUAUAGUGAUAAACAUAGUUAUGAAAGAUUUGAGAAUGAAAUAAAUAUACAUAGUGCAGAACAUGAUGCAUCAGUCAAAGCAUUUGAUAAAUUACACGACUGUAAAUUUAAAAUCAGGAAGGAUAGGAGUUUCAAAAAGGAUACAACAAAAAUGAUAAAGAAUAGUUUGGGUGAAGAAUUUGAAGACAUUGUAAAGGUAGAAUAUAAUAAAGAUGGAAAAAUUUCAACUCUUGAAUCAAACAGCAAUUAUAGUCAGAAAGAUGAUAUAGCAAGGUCUUCAAAGCAACAUAAAGAUAAAAGACAUAAGAGAAAGAAAGAGAAAAGUAAACACACACACACAAAAAAAAGGAAACUUUCCCUGUCUGACAGCAAUGAGUGUAAUUAAGCGAUGAUCUUCAAAGAAUAUCAAAAUGAGUUUUUAUUUUUCAGACUAGCCUUAACAAUAUUUUCUAUACAAUUCUUAAACUUUUGAAGAUAUUUCCCACACAUACAGUACAUGGCAUGAGAGUACUGAUACUAUACAUCAGUAGUGUUUCAUGCCAAUUUUUAUACAUGUAGUGUAGGUGGCAGAAUUUAAUACAAAUUUAAUAUUCUUUCCCAACAAAAAAAUACAUGCAUCAGUAGUGCCAAUUUUUUUGUCUGCAUACUAGAUGGUUGUCAUUUUGUGGUUUAUAAAUCACUAUAGAACAAAAAAAAAUCAAUGUAUAGUAGAUAUUUAUAUUUACAUUGUUGUAAUAAGUAAUGAUUAAAAAAGUCUGAAAA
Messenger RNA from Procambarus clarkii (red swamp crayfish), 2264 nucleotides. Its product is annotated as U11/U12 small nuclear ribonucleoprotein 48 kDa protein. Lineage: Eukaryota; Metazoa; Arthropoda; Malacostraca; Decapoda; Cambaridae. The record is from RefSeq and is a predicted model, not a curated record.